This is a messenger RNA of Lecanosticta acicola, 523 nucleotides long. Lineage: Eukaryota; Fungi; Ascomycota; Dothideomycetes; Mycosphaerellales; Mycosphaerellaceae. The record is from the annotation of a GenBank genome assembly.
AUGUCCUCCACGGGGGUAAAUGUGAGCCUCCUCCUUCUACCAGACCAUCAGAUAGAGCCAUUGAGCUUUGCAGAGUGGACAAGAUGAGCCAUACUCUAACAAGAUUACACUACAGGUCCUCCGGUGGGGCGCUCUCACCUUUGGUAUCUUCUAUGGCUUCACCCACCAGCAGGCCAUUUUCGCAAAGGACAAGACGGCCGCAUACCAACACGAAUACGACCGAAAACAGAAGCUCAUAGAUGAGGCGAAGGCGAAGUACGCGGAGAAGACGACACCUAAGACUGGCGAUGGUGGUGAGUACUUCCAAAGGAAAGACUACUGGCGCAAUCAGGAGGCUGGGAAUAAUCUCCGGACUGUGAGAGGACUACAGGAAGGCCGCAAGAGGACUACAAGAAGGACUGGAGACUACACAGAGAAUCAAGAGUGCUAACAGACUGCUUGCAAUACAGUAAUAACGAACCCUGACGACCCCAAAUUCGACCUCGAAAAGUACCUCGACAAGGUCUCGAAGCAGAGCCCAUGA